GAGCGAACUGAGGAGAAGUGAGGAGGCGGCGGCGGGGCUGAGACUCACCAGCCACAGGCGGCGGCAGCGGGAGGGCGGGCGGGCGGGAGGCGGAGAGGACACACCAAGCGCAGCGCGGCGGCAACAACAGCGGAGAGACACCGGCGGCGGCUCCUCGGCAGCGGCAGCCUCGCCAGCAGCGCCCGCCCGCCCCGCUCGCUCCCCUCCCUCCGUCCCUCCCUCCCCCGCCGCGGAGACAGGGGGCAGCGCCGAGGAGAGAAGCCGGGCUCAGCGUGUGUGUGUGCGCGGGAGGAGGAGGAGGGGGACACACCGAGGACUGCGCCGGCCGAGGGCGCACGGAGCAGGGAAGCGGCCCCGGCGGCAGCACCGAGAGGCGGCGGCUGCGGGUCCUUGUGCCCGGGGAGGAGGGCGCAGCCCGCGAGGGGGUUUCUGUCGAGUUUCCUCUUUUUUGUUUUUUUUCUUUAUUUUUUUCCCCGGUCCCUUGGACUCGGCGGCGGGCUUGCGUUGCUCUCCGGAUUUGAAUCCUCCUCCUCCUCCUCCUUCCUCGGGGAAGCUCCCCUCCCCGCCCCCUCCCCUCCCCCACCGCCUCCCUGCCCGCCCGGAUCCAGCCGGGCGCCCCGUGCCGCGGUCGCGUUGCUCGGCGGAGCUGGUGCGGGCGCUCGCCGUCUCUGCGCGCGUUUGGAAUAUGGUUGGGGAAAUGGAAACCAAGGAGAAGCCGAAGCCGAGCCCCGAUUACCUGAUGCAGCUCAUGAACGACAAGAAGCUGAUGAGCAGCCUCCCCAACUUCUGUGGGAUCUUCAACCACCUCGAGAGGCUGCUGGACGAAGAAAUUAGCAGAGUACGGAAAGACAUGUAUAACGACACAUUAAAUGGUAGUACGGAGAAGAGAAGUGCAGAAUUACCAGAUGCUGUGGGACCUAUUGUACAGUUACAAGAGAAACUAUAUGUGCCUGUAAAAGAAUAUCCAGAUUUUAACUUUGUUGGAAGAAUCCUUGGACCCAGAGGACUAACGGCUAAACAGCUUGAGGCAGAAACAGGAUGCAAGAUAAUGGUCCGAGGGAAAGGCUCAAUGAGGGACAAAAAAAAGGUCUCCUUUAAGAGCAGAGACAACCAUGAUCCAGCAGUUUUGGAGGUAGAGGAAGAACAGAACCGAGGCAAACCCAACUGGGAGCACCUGAAUGAAGAUUUGCAUGUACUUAUCACUGUGGAGGAUGCUCAAAACAGAGCAGAAAUAAAACUGAAGAGGGCUGUUGAAGAAGUUAAAAAGUUACUGAUACCUGCAGCAGAAGGAGAAGACAGCCUUAAAAAGAUGCAACUGAUGGAGCUUGCAAUUCUGAAUGGCACUUACAGAGAUGCCAACAUCAAAUCACCAGCCCUUGCCUUUUCUCUUGCAGCAACAGCCCAGGCUCCAAGGAUUAUUACUGGGCCUGCGCCUGUUCUCCCACCAGCUGCCCUGCGUACCCCUACGCCAGCUGGCCCUACCAUAAUGCCUUUGAUCAGACAAAUACAAACCGCUGUCAUGCCAAACGGAACUCCUCAUCCGACCGCUGCAAUAGUUCCACCAGGACCCGAAGCUGGUUUAAUUUACACACCAUACGAAUACCCCUACACGCUGGCACCAGCUACAUCAAUCCUUGAGUAUCCUAUUGAACCUAGUGGUGUAUUAGGUGCGGUGGCUACUAAAGUUCGAAGGCACGAUAUGCGUGUCCAUCCUUACCAAAGGAUUGUGACCGCAGACCGAGCCGCCACCGGCAACUAACCUAUGACCUUCUGACCUCUGAACUCUUCACCCAAUGAUGACCUGACCAUGCCUGCCUGCUGAUCAGUUAACUGGUAAUCGCCUUUGCUUGCCUGUCUUCAGUGCAGCGAGCGGGGGCACUUGUCCGUUCGUCUUACCAUCUAACAAAAAAAGACAGAGAAAUUGUUGUCCUCCAACUCCGCUUUUUUUUUCCCCCCUCCUGUUUGGGUGAAAGUGGUUCUAGAACCUGCACUGAAUAGUAGUAAAGCAAUAAGGUCCAAUUCAUCCCUCAGCACUGACCAUCCUCCAGUGUCCCACCCGAAGCGAACGGUAAGAAGGCCUCGCCAGAGACGGAGACAGCUGUCCCUUAGCUACCCGAUGACAGAGGCAGUUACUGUGAGAGACUUCUAGGAAUAUUUUUCUUCUCAAAAAGAAGUCCGAGCUCUCUCUGAAUGUACUGUGUGAUGAUGCAUCAUGCAUGAACCUUUGGUCAGGGAUGUCAUUGGUGAAGGGAUUCCAAAAAGUAUUCAAAAUUUGAUACGCUGUUUAGUCACUACCGGUGCCCUCAAAGGGCAGAAGUUGCAGCCUUUUUUCUAUCGCCUGCCAAAUUGGAUCUUUUAAAAGAGAGCGUGUCAUGAAAUAUAGAUCGCAAUGACUUUUCAGAACUAUGUUAAUGCAGAGAACAAAACAGCAACACUAUUAAAGCAAAAUCUGAGUUUAAAUUAUUUUAACCAUACUUUAAUCUCCUCGGAAGAUUACAUGAGAACAAGGUACAUGCAUUAUGUGUCACAUUACUGGGCAAACUGUUCAAAUAUUUUUUUUAAACCUCCCUGUAUAGAAAAAUUUCAUUAAGGAUGUAAAAGCCAUGCUUGCCUAUUUGCUGUAUACAUGUAAUGAAAUUGUAGAUAAAGUGUAGUGCAUUGAAACAAAAUGAACAAAAAAGUAGAUACUUUUACUAUACAAGGGUGCUGGUGCAGAAAAAAAUAUAUUUUUGGAAAUGUAGCAUUUUAUACUUUCAAGUGUUAUAAAAAAAAAGAAAAAAAGAACAAAGAAACCCUUUAUUUCAUUAAAUGAUUUUUUCUGGUGGUUGUCAAGAAACAAAAGACCAAAAGAGCCUUUUAGUCUUUCUUUUUUAUUUUUUAAGUAUUGGAAUAAGUCUAAAGAAAAGGAAGUGCCUUAUUUUCUUCAUGGUCAUUUAGUCAAAUGUCUUGUAUAAUCAGCUUCUCCCUCAGACAAGUUACUGCAUGCCACUCAGUCGCCCAGUAUGUGAAAAGAAGCUGUGAGGAAAGACAAAUGAUGAGUUGACCAUAUUAAUUACCUGAUUUUUGCCAUAUUAGUGUGACGUGACUUUGCCAAAAUCUCAUUACAUAAAACAUUUUAUAAUUUUUGUCAAAACCAGCCCAUUGUUAUUUCAACAACUCUACUUUUACGUCAUAGCUAAUACAGUCCUUGUGCAACAUAAACCAAAGGGUUCCGUGAUACAGACUGUCUCAUAUUCUAAAAUAGAGUAUUAGCUGGGAAAUGUUUGUAGAGAUGGAAGUAUUUUCAUUAUUGUUCAGGGGUGGAGGGGAAUUUUCUUGACUUUGGUUCAAGUAGAUAUACAUCAAGUUGGAACAGAUAUACAUCAAGUAUAGUAGGCUUCAGAGUCACCCAUAAAAAUUAUGUUCUGUGGAUAAUGAAAUUGAACGUACUUAACUGGUUUUCAGUUACAGCCUGAGCAUGCCCCCAGUUUACAUAAGCAGCUCCUGAAGCCUCAAAUAGUAUGCAGGUUAUUUGUUUUUCAGCUCCUGUUUGAUUAAUGUUAGAUCUGCCUGCUGGCUUUUUCUUCAUAAUUAUAUAAGCAAAAGAGGCACAUCAGUUGACUGAAGUCCAGCUAUACUGAGUUUUUAACCUUUGUUUCCACAUGAUCUUCAUACAGCUGGGUAGUUGCAAGAGUUGAAGCUGUUGAACGCACAGUGUUUAGUUCUAGAAACAUUAAGUAUUAGUUUGUGUGGGGCUCUACUAAACUUGGCAAAUAUCAGGUGAUAAUUUUAUUCCCCUUCUUGUCAACUUAUUCUCCUCCUGCAGAUCUUCACAGCUUCCAAAUGAAAGGUCAAUAGUAAGCUAAGAGGGCUUACAUUUUAAGCACCUGCAUGGUGAUCUCAUCUAACAUCUUGUCUCACCUGGAAAUAAUUAUCAGUUUAUUUACUAUGCAAUAGACAUUCAUCCUUUCAUAUUCAGCUAGCUUUUUGUUUAUUGUGCCACUUGCUUUGUCUUCCUGUUACACAUACAGUUGUGUUGAUUUUACUUACAAUAUAUGCUGUGCCAUUUUGAAUUUUUUUGGUUGGUUUGUUUAAUAAACUUGCGACACUCAAACAUUUGAAGAGAGAUUUGCUAAAACAAUACCAGUAUUUGAUCCAGUUUCAUCUCAGCUAUGAUAAAACCUGGACAUUUUAGAUGUUUAUCAAAGGUCUUUUAUGGGGGGGAGGGAAGUGUAUGAAAUAGAUGUGUGACAUGUGAAAGUAAUGUUUGCUCUGAACAAACUUCUGAAAACUUAGUUGACAAAAUUUUGGAUCAACUUAAGAAAAAAAAAAAGCAUGACUUUUGAAAUCUCUGAAUGCCUUGGUUCUCAGUAUUAUCAUUCUUUAAUGACUUUUUCUUUAUUAAAAUAAGUAGUUUUAAGACUUCUUUCUGACAGUAUUAUGUAAUUUUUUUUUUUAGAGUGGGUAGAUGGGAGUGUCGCUUGUAUGUAACCGUACAGAUGACAUGUAUUUGUCUAUUCUUUAUUAUCUUAGUAGUUUCAUGCUAUGUAUGUACCAUAACCAACCUAUUGCCUAUGAGAAACAUGUAAGAUAAUGUAUUUACAGCCAUUGUUACAAGUUUAUAAUGUAUUUUUCUAUCUUGUUUUAUAUGUAUGUUAUAUAACAUUCAAAAGAAUUUUUUUCCUGAUUGAGAAAAAAGGAUACAAAAAUGCAAAACCCACAAUUUUGAUAACUGAAAAAUUGCCAAUUGUUUUGCAGUACUUUAUUAUAUUGGGAGUGUUGUCUUUCUUGGGCUUUUAGUUAGCUACUGGAUGAAUACAUUAGACAUAUUUGGGUUUUAGUUGGGUUUUUACAUAGCUUGCAUUUUAAUUCUUUGGUUCUUUGCUGUUUCUAUUAACCCAUAGCAUUAUUUUAAUAAAUGUUAUAAUACCAACCUACUAACUCUGGACUAUGUCUGUUUAUUAACCAUUACAUGUUUAAUUAAAACAAACAAACAAAGACGGAAGAAUGUAGUCUUGAGUUACUGGACUAACCCUGAAGAACGUGACCACAGAUAACACAACGUGACUUGUUUUUAUGUUGUUUGUCGGCUGACAUUCUGCACACUACUAUUAAGAUGGCUUUGGUCAUUCUGGCCUUUUACCUUGGGGAAUAGGUGCCAGUAGAAAUGGGAACAAAAUAGCAUUUUUUUGAGGCAUUCUUCUUGUAGAGUCUUGCCACUUGCCUUUCAGCAUCUGCAUUACUAAUUCCACACUUUCUUUUUCUUUCUCUAAAAUAAUUACUGUCAGCUCACAGCAAAAGAGCAAAGAUGCCAGUGUAUUGGUAAAUCAUGUGAUGAUGUACAGAAAAAACCAGUUUGAUUCUUUGUUGAACCAUUCAGAGGUUGCAGUGAUUUGUUGUUUUUGGCACCUGAUUCACUGUUGCAUCGUGUGACAUUGCUAAGCACGAAAUACUUAUAGAUAUAAUUACAGUAUAUUUGAAAUACAAAAUUGGGGGAGGGGAGUUUCUAUGCUGAAUGCCUUAUUUCAUUCAUGCCAUGCUAUUUUUAUGUAAUUUUUUUGUACCUCUGCUAUAUUCUAUCAGUAUUGCUUAGCUCAGGGGAGUACAGUUUCUGUAAGCCAAAGGUCAGACUGGAUUAUUUCUAAUGACUGUAGAAGGUACAAAAAUACACCUUUCACUAGAUUACCAAGCAAUAGCUAUUUCAAAUUCCAGGGCUGCCUUUGUAUGAUCUUUAUCCCUGUAGAUAACUGUAGCAACGUGAAUGCAGGGAAUUGAAAUGGUGAAAAUGCUGGAAUAAAUUAGGUAUGUUUUAAAUAUACAUCUAUACAAAUUAUUUUUAUGGAAACAUUUCUGUUUCUUAAAGAUUCUCUUUUCUGAGGCUUCUUUACGUAGCCUAGGUUGUCCUCCUAGAUUUGUGAUCUUAAAUAGACAAUAGUUACAGCUAAUGCCUAGGAUGAUCCAUGACAUACAUCACUUUUUCAAAUAUCAACGGUUAACUUUUGAAACCCUGAUUUUUUUCCCCCCAGGUAUUAAAAAUUCAGAUGAGGAAUCUUUGCAUCUGUUCAAAGCCCUUCUUUAAUUUAUGCAAAGCUUGUACUUUGAAAUAAUUUGUGAUACAAAAUUUAAAUUUUAAAAUGUUCUCAUGACAUUGAUAUUAAUUACAGUAAAAUGCAUCUUCAUUUGAUGGAGGAAAAAAUAGGUUAGCACUGAUGAAAAUAUUUGUUAGUUUUUUUUAAUAGCAUGUGAAUAUUUAUUUUACAAAAAUGUAUAAGUACUGUUGAAAUAUCCAUUUAGAAUAGCUUCACUUGUAAAGAAAUAUUUUUUUUAAUUUAACGUUACUAUUCUAGAAGUCAGUGGUAGGUAGGUGAUGAAAAAACUACAUCAGUUACAAUGGAUAACAUCAGGAUCUUUUCAUUAGGUUAAGGCACAAUCAUGAUUUUAGAGCUAACAAUUUAUAUACUUAAAAUAUUUUUUGAAGAGGCAUGAGUUUAAACUCUUUGAGGUACUCUCUAGUUUAAGUGAGACUUUCUGGACAGGACAGAAACUAUUAGUGUUUUUAUAUUGAAAAAUACCUCUAUUCCCAGAACUACAUUUUUUUGUAAUAUUCUUAUUUUUUACAUUUUUAUUAAACAUGAACUACUGUCAUACUUUGUCUGCAGUGCAUUUUCAUCUCAUUCUUCAUCAUCUGAAGUAGUGAAAGUUGCCCUAAAUUUUGAAGUACUUUAAAGCUAAAGGAAAUCAAAAAAACGAAAACUCUAAUCAAAAUUUUAUACUGAUCACUGUUGAUUAUUAAACACAUUUCUGUUUACCUAAGCAGUUAUCUUGAGUAUUUGACUACUUUGCUUAUAGGAAAGAAACAGCUUAUUUUUAGAACUUAAUUUGAGAGUAGCUUCAACAUUGCUACAUCAUUGAAGAUAGGUUGUUCUUUAUUGUGGAGUUUAAUUGUUUUAACAUUUGAAAGAUCAUACAUCCAAAUCAAUUAUGCAGUUGGUGUUUCAGCCAGUAAAGUGGAAUUACCUUAGGUAAACCUAUUUUUUUUUCAAUAGGUCAAAAUAUAAAUAAAAACACCACAGUGUCUUUCAAAUAAAAUCUGAGCAAUGCUAUUCAGUUCUUAAAUAUGAAUGAUUGUACCAAAAUACAAUGAAUUUGGUUUCCUAGCAGUAUUUCUGCUCAUGGAUUAUAUCUCAUAAAGAGUUUUCAGGGACAGCUUUCAAAUAUUUUUAAUGAACAUAUGUUCGGUAUGUACUAUACUGUAUUAAUAAUCUAUUUAAACAGAUAUUUUAAAAGAAUGUAAAAAUCUGUGUAUGGUUAAUAGUUUAUUCCUAGAUGGUACUCUUUUAAUUGAUAGGAACCACUAAAAGGUUUUCUGCAUUGAAAAUGCAGGGAAACACUGAAGUGUGUUGCUAUCCACUAAGUAAUUAUUUUAACUUGAGGGAAAGAUGCAAGUAUUUGAAACUUUCCUUUGUUUCUGGAUAACAAAACAACGUCAUAAAUAGUACAUGGUACAAAAUGAAAUCCAAGGAACACAUUCCUAGUGUUUAAGUACAUAAUUAUCAUUACUGGAAUUUCUGUUUUGUUUUUAAUACAUUUGACAUAUUUUUCUAAAACACUAUUAAUGAAAUACUAUUCAAAUAGCGUAUGUACCAUAACAUUGACACAUGGUAAUCAAUGUUGAAUCAAACUGGUUAACAAAAGUGCAGUGCUCUUUCUAUGUGCCUACUCACUAAUUGCAGGUGGUAAGGUUCUGUACAGGAGGUGGGUGUUAGGCACAGCAGGUGGUUACUUGCAGCAAUAACAUCUUGAUGCCAGCAGCUCUGAUGUCCACCUUUGACAACAGAUUAACUGGGAGGAAUCUGACUCCCACAGCAAAGUUUAACUGAGAUCUGAAACUCUUAGAAGAAUUAAUAGAAGAAGCACACACACGCACACACACGCACACCUCCUUUGACUUGUAUUAUGGCGGUUUGUGUGAAACAUUUAAGGUUUUGUAUGUGCAAAAUAAUGUAUUCUGAGGGGGAAAAAACAUGGACGUUGCCAAAACACAUGUAAAUAAAACACCAAUUAUGACUGUACAUGAUGUGCAAUAAAAUAACUGGAAAAAGUGCAUGUACUUUAUCCUCAAAAGCCAACUGACAGCUCUCAAUGCUGCAGCUAUAGUUUUAUUUUCUGAAAAGUUAAAUUUUAUUCUGUAUCUAAGCAACAGAAUAAAGAAUGUAAAUUUUUCUCACUUCAACUUUCAUUAAUGCUUGUAGCACUGUUGUAAAAGAUUUUAUUUGUUGAAGAAAUUUAAGUUUUCAUAGUUAUUUGAUUAUCGGGAUUUUUUUACUUAGUAUUUGCUUAUUGUAUAUGCUAUGUUGCCUAUCAUUAGAAAUGAACUGAAUAAUGCAUUACAUACCAUAAAAUUAUUGUAUUUUGUAAGCUUCUUGGAGAUGACCAAGUAAUUAUGAUGAUGAUGUAGUUCUAUAAGAAUCACUAUUACUACUGUUAGAGCAAAUGAGGAAAAAACUAUAGUAGAGCAAACACUAUUUUUUUCUGUUUACUAUUGAAAAUGAAGAUAAUAAUUUGCCACCUUAGCUAAUAUGAAUCUAGUAAAGAAACGCACCUCAGAGAGGAAAUAGAUUACUGUGUUUUAACAUUUCUUUUGAUUUAAUAUGUAUGUUAUAACAUCUGUUUAUAGUUUGAGGGAAUUCAUUAUAGAAAAGGGAUUUUUUUUUACUUUUAAAAAAUCAUUCUUUAAAUGAAAAUUUGUGUACUUCACAAGUAACAACACAACAAAUAAGGUUGAAUGAGAUGUCUGUAGGAAGCUGGGAAAAUAGGAGAAAGAAGGCUAAAUAGCAGUGUCUCAGUACGCUUCCUUUUCUGCAUUGUUCUAGGAAGGAAAGAAAAAUUUGGUGUAAUUAGCAUUUAAAGUUUUUUCAUGAUGAAUCUAUACAGUGUGCUGCAUAGCGAUAUCUGAGCAUAUCUUGCUAGUUCAUAGCAGUAAAAAUGCGGAGCCAUAUCUGGAUGUAUGCCACUUGAGGAAGUAAAGCAGCCCUCGAUAUCUUCACUAUUAUUCUGGAUGCAAACUCAAGUAUACCUGCACACUGCAGUAAGGCCUAGCUGAAGUGUUGGCACAUCCUCACUAACUGCAUUUUCUUGGGCUGUUGAGAAUAUAUGCACUGUACAAACCCACUCCUUACUCCAUUCUGAUCCUCAGCAAAUAGAGUUAUGACCAUCUUCCUCUUGCACCAAGAGAAUUUACUCAGUAAUAUCUACCUUUGAUUAUAUUCACGGUAGGUAUUGUAUUUGUUGUUCUACAAAUUAAAGGUAGAUGUGGAAAUUAAUGACUAGAAAUUUUCUAUCCACAGACUUUGUUGCUUAUACCAGUGCUUUCUGCAUACAUGUUUUUGGUGUGUUUAUAGCUGGUGGCUAAACUUCACUAGAUUUCUCCUGAAAGCUAUUACUACAGUUACUGUACUUCUCUGAGAAAAUGCACCAAACUUAGCCAUUGUCUGCCUAAGUAAGGAGAGAGAUUAAUAUCAAAGAGUGUAAAAUGCACUGUCUGAAAUGAUUGUCUUUCAGUUUGCUGUUCAGGUCUACCAACAACAGUAUGAUAAGGUAUUAUCUAGUGCUUUCUCAGUAUCCCUAUCAAGAUCUCAGACAGUCAAAAAUAGACUAUUGACAGUACCAGUACCUGUUGAGCUGAUUUCUCCUUAAAAAUUAUCAACCACGAUAAGCCAGUAACUCCCCAAAUUAUACAUCUUUCUUUUAAGUCUUUAAAGGAAUAAAUAAAGCAGAAAGAAAUAUUAUUAUAAAACAAUGUAGCUUAUAUUUGCCUUGAAUUUGUGGUGUUGUAUUUUUGGUGUUUUAUCUUUAGUGACAAACAACGACUACUAUGAGGAGCAAGCUGGGUAGCUUGGGAGGUGAAGCUCAAGGAAAAAAAAGAAUUACAGCACAUUUCUCAAUGUGUCACUUGGGCAACUCAUCAAUAAGUAAAGAUGCUUUCUCUGGAUUUUAUAUAUAUAUGUAAAUCCCGUAUGCAAAAAAGAAACAAAGCAGAGCAAUGGUUUUGACUACUGGGAUCUUUUUAGAACAAAUUAUGUUGAUUUUUCAGUUAGUCGAGGGUGGCCUUUCUGAAACAGGUGGUACUUCCUCUAUCUGAAGCUAAGAAGAUCCCACUUCCUCUAUCCAUAGGUCGGUCAUUUAACAAGCAAUUGACUCCACCUGGCUUCUGGUUUGCUUUCAUAGUCUCUUAAAUUAUGAAAAUGAAACCCUUUUGUCUUUUGUAUACAAGAAUGUUUGUAUAAUGAACGGUAUUUCAGUCUCUGCCUUGAAGGGUAGUGUUUUAAAGGGAUAUUUUUUAUUUGAAGUUAUUGCAAUAAAAGGUUAAAUAAACAGGAAUAUUAUGGGAAAUGUAUUACAAUACAAUAAAGAUAUUAGGAUCACUUAA
Molecule: messenger RNA, 10408 nt
Organism: Rhea pennata
Lineage: Eukaryota; Metazoa; Chordata; Aves; Rheiformes; Rheidae
Gene: QKI
Product: QKI, KH domain containing RNA binding
Exons: 9
Coding region: 686-1759 (357 amino acids)
Biological process (GO): regulation of mRNA splicing, via spliceosome
Cellular component (GO): nucleus
Molecular function (GO): mRNA binding
Source: RefSeq, a predicted model, not a curated record